AUGGCUCCCCCAGAUACAUCAGCAACUUCAUCAAAGAAGGCAAACCAAUCCUGUUCUAAAACACCUAAAUCAUCACAAACAAAAAAGAACAAGAAGGAAUCACAACCUACGUCAACUUCAACACCGCGACAGCCAGAUGAGAUAGAAGAAGCCGAUACAACAGUACCAGUAAAGUCAUUCACACCAAAACAAAAGCAAAAAAGAGCCGAACCGUCAGAAGAUAACGCUGCCGACGAUGCCGACGAUGCCGAGAGCGUCUAUCUAUCGUCAGACGAAGAGACUUCAUCAGAAGAAGACUCUUCGGACUACGACUCAGACUCAGACGGAAGUGUGGAAGACCUACCUCCUCGACAACUAGCAAGAAGGUCAACAGACCGAGGUGUCAAAACCACACCAGGUUCUCCAUUCACAAUCACGCAGACUCGAAGCGAAACUACACGUUGGAUAACAACCCAGAACAACGGUGGCAUGACGCGCGGUACAAGGAGUUAUAGUGAGCAGACGACGAUGCAUGGCCACAACACUAAUGGGCCACAGCGAGCGCCCAUGAACAGGAACAGUGUCAGCUUCAACAUGAGUAUCAAUGUCGAUAUGUCGUUCAACGGCCUUGUAACAGGUCGAAAUCUGGGAUUCUCGGGGGGAUCACUAUCGUAUGCAUGGAAUCGACGCAACACACAAGGGGGUUGA
Messenger RNA from Fusarium venenatum, 687 nucleotides. Lineage: Eukaryota; Fungi; Ascomycota; Sordariomycetes; Hypocreales; Nectriaceae. The record is from RefSeq and is a predicted model, not a curated record.